Messenger RNA from Pogona vitticeps (central bearded dragon), 3523 nucleotides. RefSeq names its product cell adhesion molecule 4 (gene CADM4). Gene Ontology annotation, cellular component: cell-cell contact zone. Gene Ontology annotation, biological process: negative regulation of peptidyl-tyrosine phosphorylation; homophilic cell-cell adhesion; regulation of Rac protein signal transduction. Gene Ontology annotation, molecular function: vascular endothelial growth factor receptor 2 binding. Lineage: Eukaryota; Metazoa; Chordata; Lepidosauria; Squamata; Agamidae. The record is from RefSeq and is a predicted model, not a curated record.
GGGAGCUGGAGCGCCGGUGCAGAAGCGCCGGGCGAAGAGGGAGCGAGCGAGACCGGAGGGGAAAGCUAGCUAGCUGGCAGCCGCGGGCAGGAUGCGCUGGGCACGGAGCGGCAGGCGGCACUCGCCUUUGGUGGCCGCGGCGGGGAUUUUAUUGCUGUGCUUGGCCGGCCCAGCCGGCGCUCAGGAGGUCCAAGCCGAGAACGUGACGGUAGCAGAAGGUGGUCAGGCGGAAAUCAACUGCAAAUUGCACCAGUACGAUGGCUCCAUAGUGGUGAUCCAGAACCCCUCCCGCCAGACGCUAUUUUUCAAUGGCACAAGAGCUCUGAAAGACGAGCGUUUCCAGCUGAUGGAGUUUACCCAGAAGCAGGUCCGCAUCGUGCUCUCCAACGCCCGCCUGGAGGAUGAGGGCGGCUACUUCUGCCAGCUGUACACAGAAGACACGCACCACCAGAUUGCGAUCCUCACCGUGCUGGUGCCCCCUGACAACCCUAUGGUGGAGGUGAAAGAACAGGCGGUGGAAGGAGGCGAAGUUGAACUCACCUGCAGCGUGCCCAGAUCACGCCCUGCUGCUACCUUGCGCUGGUACCGGGACAGAAAGGAGCUAAAAGGAUUCAGCAGCAGGCAGGAAGACGGAAAGGUCUUCAGCGUCACUAACGUCGUGCGUUUCCGGGUGGAGCGCAAGGACCACAGCAGCAUCGUGAUGUGCGAAGCGACCCACCCGGCGCUGCGCGGGCAGCGCAAACAGACGCAGUACGUGCUAGAUGUACAGUAUUCACCCACAGCACGGAUCCACCCUCCACAAGGCGUGAUGCGAGAAGGAGACACCCUGAUUCUGACUUGUGCUGUCAAUGGCAACCCACUCCCCACAGACAUCAAAUGGAGCCGGGCAAACGACUCAUUGCCAGAGCGGGCCCUGAUAGAGGGUGAGGUGCUGACCAUCCCCAACCUCAGCAUGCUGGACAACGGGACCUACUCGUGCCAGGUGGCCAACAAGCACGGUCGCUCAUCGGACCAGUACGUGCUGGUGGUUUACGACCCUGGAGCUAUUGUGGAGGCCCAGACGUCGGUGCCCUAUGCCAUCGUAGGGGGCAUCUUGGCUCUACUGGUCUUCCUCGUCAUCUGUGUCCUUAUAGUCAUGGUGUGGUGCUCCAUCCGGCAGAAAGGUUCCUACCUGACCCACGAAGCAAGCGGACUGGAUGAACACGGCGAAGCCCGCGAGGCCUUUCUCAACGGUGGUGAUGGCCAUAAACGGAAGGAGGAAUUCUUCAUCUAAGCGUUGGGGAGGAGCGGGAGGGGAAUGGGGGUGCUGGGGACGGAAGGUUGUGGGGGGGGGGAAGCGGCCAAGGAGGGGGAGCAAUGGAUCGGGGAGAGAUUUAUACAGAAGUUGCCGCUCGUGCUGGGAAGGGGUGGGUGGGGUUGGAUUAAGAAAAAGGAAAAAAAGAUUUAAAAAAAAGAUAAAAUGGGGAGGGGGGAAGACAAACACUUUAAAAAAAUCCAUUGUGAAAAAACAACACAUGGCCACCACUUUUUCGGUUUUAUUUUUGAAACCGAGGACUUUAGCCCCGCCCCUAGCCAUGAAGCUCCGCCUCCUGCCAUGGGCUGCUCUUCCCCCGUCUUACCCCCCCAACAUGCCCUUUUCGCCAGAGUUACACCCGAUGAACUCUGGGGAGGGGAUGCGUCUGUAUGCGUACAUAAGGCUCUGCUUGUGAAACUGGGGGUGGGGGGGAAAUAGCCAUGCCCCUUUUCCCUUUGGGGAGAAGCAGAGUGACUGGAGACGCCUGUGUGUGUGUGUGUCUCUCUUUGUAAAUAGCUCAGAAGUGGUCCUGGGGGAGGUAGGGAGAUGGACGACACAGAGGGGGGCGGAGGCUGCCGAGAUUGCCGGGGUGGUGGUGGUGGUGGUGGGGAAGGUGGGGAGACCCUGUCAGAAAGAGGACCCAGCCCAGGAGAGCCAACAGCGGCUUGUUAGCACUAAUUCCCCUCCCCCCCAAAUAUUCGCACUGAGUCUCAAAAGUAUUGGACGAGGGAGAUGGGGCUAACUCUGUUCCCCCUUGGACCCUAGCGGCGAGGACCUCUCGCGUCUGUUUCCAGCCAUCAUAGAGGGAGGGAGGCAGGCAGCUGGGUCUAAGGGUGUGAUGCAGGACACAAAGGCUGGGAGUCUCCUGAUGUCUUGAGUUCUCUUCAGGGCAUUCGUCCUUCUUGGCCGCACCCUUCUUGAUGUUAGGCCAGCCAGAAGGGGGCCUUAAAGAUGCAGGUUGGACUCUUUUUUUCUUUUCUUUGGUUUGUUUUCCUUCAAAGCCAUGAUAGUUUGGGGAGGGAGAGGGAGGGGGGGAAGAGAAAAGGGGUGUCUCUUGUCUGUCUCUGUUGUCCGUGUUCUGUGACGUGCUCGACUGGAGGGGGGCGCGCAGGGGAUGUGGGACAGGUGCACCCACGGGGGGCAUCGGAUCCUCAUCUCUGCUUCUGUCUGCCUGCUUUCCCCUCGGCGGUCAAGCGUUGCCUCCUGAGCCAAAGCCCAAUUUCUUUUUAAAGCGGCGUGAAUUUAAAGUCGCUGGCAAAAGGAGAUGGACCCUGGGGUGGUUUGAAAUCAUCCUUCUUGCCGCGCACGCCGGCGGGGAUAUCCUCCAGCCUCUGAAUCCUAGCAAAGGAACUCAGGCCUGGCUGGCAAACCCUUUUGGCCCUGCUCCCUUGCCGCUCGGUCUCCCACUGGAAACCGCCACGACCGCCCGCUCCACGCAGAGCUGAAAGCGAGGUUCGCUAAGAGGCGCACCUCGCUCGGCGCUCGGUUGGGUUGCCCUUCAAUGAUCUUAACGUCCCCAGUGGUGACUGUUACAAACACGUCGUCUCCUGCAGAGGUGGCCACAGCACAUUGCUUGGGGUGGUGGUGACUUCUUUGAGGGGCAGCAGCGUUUGGGUGGUCUUUGUGGACAUGGCUUCACCACCGUCACCAUCAUCACCAUCACCACCACUCCAGAGGCAGAUGCUCCCCUAACCCUGGGGGGGAGGAGCCCCACUGUUUCAUGCUUCAGCCCUCAGAGGGGGUUGUCAAAAUGGACUCCCACCUCAUCCUCCCACAUCCACCCACAUCCUUGGGGCAACGCGUGGGUUCCCUCCUACGUUGCCGACUUUCCUCGUUCGUGCCAGUAGAUGCCCAGCCCUCGCUCCUUCUGUACCCUUUCCCCCCCCCAAUUUGCCUGCCCCCUUUCCUUUUGUCUUUUGUCAGGGGGGGGGGCAUUGAGAACAAAACAAGAAGCAACCGAUGUGUGAUUCUGUGUCCGUCUCUGGCUCGCAGUUUUUAUUUUAUAUUGUUGAGGUCUUGGAAGGGGAGAUUAAAAAAAAAAGAAUGGAAAAAAAAUAUAAUAAUUAAUAUAUAACUGGGGGUCGGGAAGUGUGCAGAGGGCUUGUACCCCUGCAGCCUAAGACUGUUUCCCCUGUGCCCGAAAGUUAAUAUAUAUGUAAAUAUCUAUGUCUGCCUUUUAACCACCUUUGAUACUUCAAUAAAUCCCCCUGAUUAAUUCUUUUAACACCA